Caenorhabditis auriculariae is the source of this 1077-nucleotide messenger RNA. Lineage: Eukaryota; Metazoa; Nematoda; Chromadorea; Rhabditida; Rhabditidae. The record is from the annotation of a GenBank genome assembly.
AUGCACGUUCCAGAACAUAUUACUGUAACUGGCGACGAACUUUACUUUGAUGGUUCAAGUUCGGUUAGUUUUGGCAUAAAUUCCAUUUAUUCAAAGUCAAAAUUCUAGAACAUACAGAAUUCCAAUCGGCGCGACAUCGUUGAAAAGAUGGCGGUUGGUUUUAUAUUCAUAUUGAGUUUUCACUGGAAUAAGUUAACUUCGGGUAGAAUAUUUUUUCAGGUUCCUGAUAGGAUCACUGUUGCUGGAGGAGACAGCUACGGGACAACGGCUUCCUAUCCAAAUUACAGCGUAGAAAACCGUAUUGCCGGGGUGAAAUUCACGAGAAAAACUUCCGAAAAUGUGGAAAUUCAGGUCGACGCCUUGUCUAUGGAGGUGCCUUCGACUCUCACUCUGGACACGGCGGAAUAUGAUCAUCCAAAAGAAAUUUCUACUCAGGUAUUCUGAAAAUAAUCUAGGAACAACUGUCAAAUUCUAACUGAAUUCAGGACAGCGUCGCUACUCAGAACUCAAUUGCUGUCAACGAAAAUCCUUUACACGAGUUGAAACAAAUGCGGCGUCAGCUUGGUUAUUGAUUAAUCGUUCUCUGGUUUUACUUUCAAUUUCAGGACGCUUGACAGAAAGAAUGAAUUAUCUUGAAAUUGAAAUCGCCCAUCACAACAACAAAGAUAAGGUAACUUUUUUUUCCUUUUUUCCCCAAGGAAGGUUGUUUCGGUUAAAGUAUGAAGAUUUAUAUAUUAAACUUCUCAAAAACUCGGAAUAAAUAACUUCCAUUAUCACUAUACUUUCAAGAAAAUUUUUUUUCUAAAUUUGGCAUUGAACGCAUUAUCAAAACUAGUAACAGAACCGAGCGGAUAAAAAUCAUAAAUAUCCAAAACAAAAAGUUGCGCAAAUAUCACAAAUCUCAUUCUGGACUUUCAAGAAAUGUUUGACCAAAAAUGGAACUAUUUUUCAACUUUAGAGUGAAAUGACUUUUUUUCUCGUUUUAUUUUCCAAGAUGAAUUUACCUUUUUUCAGUACAUGUUUGGCGCUUUGUUCGGAUUUGUUCUGAUGGCCGCUUACGCUCUUCUCAAACGAUGA